CUUUUCCUCAAGUCAACACCAAAUUUUCAUCUUCGAAUUUGAAAUGGCUUGCACCAAGCUGAUAGCUAGAAAAUCAACGGCGCCCAACAUCAGCAGAAGAUGCGCCAACAUACCAAAAUUUAUCCCUGCUCGUUUUCUAUUCCUUUCCGGAGCAUGUCUCCAAAAUAACCGAACAGCUUCUCUUGUUGCUCACAGAUUGGAUUCGAAUUAUAAUUCCGCCAGCAUGUUGUGGCUUCUGCCCCAAUUUCUCCUGUGGGGAAUGAUGAAAGGAAUACUGGAAGAAGGACUGGAAGAAUUUCUCCAUCCUGACCAUCUAGACGAUGACUUAGAGGCAAAAGCAGUGUGCGGAAUCGCGGAUGGUGUAGGGACUUCCUCAGUAUAAUACUCACACCGGCUUCUCCAAGCAGGUGGGUUGGCAAUGACGUUAGCAAAAGUCAUCUUGACUAUUACCAUCUCAUGCUGGCUAUUAUAAUCCUAUCCUCCACAUUUGUGUUCACCGUUGUUGCCAUUGCUUAUGAAUUACAGCAAAAAGAGGAUACGAAGAAGAGUGGAAAGAAGGGCUAAAGCUCUUCUACCAUUGUUGUAAUUUCUGUUUUGGGUAUUUUGUGCUUGAUUGUUUCUUUGGAUGGUUUCUUAGAUUCUUGUGCAUUUGUGUGUUAAGCUAUACUUUGUUUGAUUAUUUGUGUCGUAUAAUGCUAUAACUGGAUGUAAUAUGUCUACCUUUCCCAAUGUUGGAAAGAACGAACGGUUACUUGAGCACAAUAGAAACAAAAGCAAUACUAAAAUCUUUCUUAAUCU
Rubroshorea leprosula is the source of this 798-nucleotide messenger RNA. Lineage: Eukaryota; Viridiplantae; Streptophyta; Magnoliopsida; Malvales; Dipterocarpaceae. The record is from the annotation of a GenBank genome assembly.